Molecule: messenger RNA, 1066 nt
Organism: Dipodomys spectabilis (banner-tailed kangaroo rat)
Lineage: Eukaryota; Metazoa; Chordata; Mammalia; Rodentia; Heteromyidae
Gene: Tex36
Product: testis expressed 36
Exons: 4
Coding region: 1-597 (198 amino acids)
Source: RefSeq, a predicted model, not a curated record
AUGAGAGGAAGCCCUUGGCUCAGCAGCUCAGCCGAGCCUGGUUCUAAUCAGGCAUGUGCUUUUUUUCCCCCUCAGUUUCCUCACAUUGGAUUAACACAGAAGACACCAGAAUCUAUUACCAGUGGGAUGUUAAAAGAGCCCCACUGUCCACAUUUGAUCGGGCAAUUGGAGAGUAAACUGCCACCAAUAUUCAAAAUCCGGGAGAAGCAAGCGGUCAAUAACAGCUUCCCCUUCUCCAUGCACGACAAUCGCCACAGUUUCGAGAACACUGGAUACUAUUUUGACACUGGCCUGGGUCGUAAGAAGAUUUCUGCAGACAAAGGGCAACAUGUUUCUAGAAAUUUCAAUCUCUGGGCUUGUGACUACAUUCCAUCUUGUCUUGAUGGCUUUCCAAAUAAGCCAAUACCAGGUGUGGGCACGGAGGCUGUGGUGAUCUCCAGCUUCAGACGCUUCCCGAGAUGUUACAGUGAGGGGUGGAAUGCUCUUAAAUUUAUUCCAGAGACAAGCUGUGCAGAGUUAUUAAAACGAAAAUCAAAAGUAAGAUUGGGUGCUGACCAAAAGGCUAUUUUGCCAAAAAUCCUCCCAGAAGAUUCUUGAUAAGUUUUAUAAUAUUAGUAUUUCAUCAGACAUUCUAAAAGUAAAUGUUUUCUGGUUUAGCACUAUGAUUUAAUCUGCAAAAUACUUUUAUGACUUCUCAUAAGGUUGGAAAGCAUUCAACUCCUUAUAAAAUAAAGGCAUGGGAAGCAAUAGACAUGUCAAAAGAACCUUUUAAGACUGUCACCUUUAGGGGAGUUUAAAAAAUUAUCUUCUUCAUUUUCAACUUUAAGUUACAACGAAUACAGAGAAAGCAAAAGGUCCUCUUGUUCCACCUCAUCUCUGAUCUUUAUCCUGUUCCUAAAAGUUGUUUCUGUUCUGUGCGUGCACAAUCACAUGCACGGGCAUACAUGCAUAAGAAUGUGGACAUAAUCAUGUCUCAAAGGACAUGACAUUCUCCAAGUUUCUUUUGAUAUUUUAUCACAUAUCUUGGAGUUGUUGCAGCAUCAGUAUAAAUAGACUGAGAGACAAA